Molecule: messenger RNA, 2765 nt
Organism: Jatropha curcas
Lineage: Eukaryota; Viridiplantae; Streptophyta; Magnoliopsida; Malpighiales; Euphorbiaceae
Product: cation/H(+) antiporter 15
Biological process (GO): regulation of pH; proton transmembrane transport
Cellular component (GO): membrane; endomembrane system
Molecular function (GO): antiporter activity
Source: RefSeq, a predicted model, not a curated record
UGCUAGAAUUUUUUUUUCCCUCUUGAUACAUCAAAAAUUUUAAAAGGGGAACGAGUUCUUUUGAACUCCUAACCUCUUUUUCAGAACCAAGGCCGCAUUAAUCCUCAUCUGUUCAUAUUUCUCUAGGAUUAAGGUCGUUUACUACUCUAAUCAAUUCCUGAUGUCUUAUUAUUCAUAAGAUAUAGUACUUAUAAAACGAAAAUAAAGAACUCGAGAGAAGUCGCGGAUACGUCUAUUUUCUUUCUAGCUAUAUCGAUCGAGUAUCGUAUAAUGUACGAAAAUACAGGAGAAAUUCGUGUUAAACAUGGAACUGAAACCAUCAUCUACCCUACGGUUUGCAUCGAUUAUCAAGAGGAAACCCAACACUAUGGGUUUUUCUUCAAGGCAAAUAAUCCUCUUGAUUUCAUAUUUCCGGUAUUUAUGGUUCAAAUCAUUUUGUCAUGCAUUAUAUCACAGACACUGUUCGUUCUUCUUAGGCCUUUGAAACAACCAAAAUUUGUGAGCUAUAUUUUGAGUGGCAUUAUUUUAGGACCUUCUGUGCUAGGCCGUAACAAGACAUACAUGGAAACAAUUUUUCCAGCAAAAGAAAUGGGAGUUCUUAAUACAUUUGCUUUAUUUAGCUCAGUCUUAUACGUAUUCAUUAUGGCUAUAAAAAUAGAUACAACUAUGUUAUUAAAGACUGCAAAUGCUGCGUGGACUAUCGGUUUAUCAACCUACAUUGUCCCUUUUGGGAUGAUCUUAUUCUUUCAUUCUCUGAUAAAAGAUCAAGUCUCUGGAUGUGUUGGUGAAAUCCCACCUCUUAUUUUGAGUAGUGCUUUAUCAAACACUUUCUUCUCUGUUAUUGCUCAUGUCAUGGAACAACUAAACCUUCUAACCACCGAGUUAGGUCAACUCGCUUUAGCCUGUGGAGUUAUCAUGGAAUCAGUUGGUCAUAUUCUUUUAUUGACAAUGACCAUUCUAACAACGAAAGAUGGGUUUAGUUCAAUUCUAUCAGUAGUUCUUGCAUAUGCUCCAGUUUUUAUCACAUUAUAUAUUUUGAGGCCAUUAAUGUUAGUGAUUAUCAAAAGAACACCACCAGGAAAACCUGUAAAAGAAAAAUAUGUGAUGUUGGUAUUCAUUUUGCUUUUUGUGAUGGUAUUAAUUGCUAACUCAGUUUGGGGAUUCUUUCUUCCUAUGGCAUUUCUUAUGGGAUUAAUCAUACCAGAAGGACCGCCUUUAGGCUCUGCAAUAGUAGAGAAAUUGGGAUUGAUCCUUAAACAGCUUUUUUUGCCUUUAUUCUUUGUUCAGAUUGGUUUUCUAACAGAUGUGUCUUCAAUAAAAAAUGUCAAGGCUGCUGGAAUUUUUAUUCUCCUAAUCGGUUGUAACUAUUUAUUGAAGUUCUUGGUGGCUUUGUUUGUUUCACUCUAUUUCAAUAUAAGAUUCAAAAAUGCUAUUCUACUGGGAAUUAUUUUGAACUUCAAAGGUAUAAUGGACCUUAUAGUUUACAAGGGAUGGAAGAUAACUCUAAAUUUCGGUACAGAUUGUUUUACUGUAAUGGUGUUGUUGAACGUUACUUUCAUCGCAUUUUUCAGCCCUUUAAUACAUUACUUCUAUGAUCCUAAAGUUAGACUCUUCCAAUCAGAUUCUAGCAUGAAAUUCUUAAGAACACUUCAUUCAAUACCUCAAGAUGUUGAAUUACGCAUUCUUACUUGUAUUCAUAAUGAGGAUAACGUCCAUGGCAUUAUAAAUUUACUGGAGGCAUCUAGUUGCAAGAGUUCAAAUAGUUCUACAUGUGCUUAUGUAGUAAAUGUGGAUGAUAUUGUGGGUCGAACAGCUCCAUUAUUAACUCGUUACACUAGCCAUAAGAUGAGACUGAAAGACAAUAAUUCAGAUCAUCACAUUUUUCGUGCUUUCAGGAAUUAUUCGAAGAAUUCCAAUGGUUUCGUCUCAAUAAUUCCAUUUACUAUGGUUGCCCCUUACAAGGGUAUGCAUAACAUCAUUUGCAAUCUUGCAGAGGAUAAACAUGUUUUCGUUCUUGUUCCUUUUUACACGAACCAUCAUGGCUUACAGAACAAUGUAUUCAGAGAUUUUAACGUUCAACUUCAAGCAAAUGCUCCUUGCACAGUAGGGAUCUUGUUAGAUAGAGGAUUACACAGUAAAAAGAAUUCAAUAAAUUUCUCUUAAAAUGUUGUUGUUCUCUUUCUGGGAGGUCCUGAUGAUCGCGAAGCUUUAGCAUUGGCAACAAGAAUGUCAAGCAAUCCUGAUGUGAAAAUUACGUUAUUGAGAAUCAAUUCAGAAGAAACCAACUACAUUGCUACAAUUGGGAAGCAACUUGAUGAUCAGCAAGUUAAAGAAUUCAGAGAAAAAAAUGCUCAUAAUGCUCGUGUUGCUUAUGGCGAUGUAGCAGCAAGAACUAGUAUAGAAAUGGUGGAUGUGAUUAGAUCAUUGGACAGCGUGUACGACCUUGUUAUGGUGGGUAGAAAUCCAACUAACAUGCAGUUUGAGAAAGAAAUGAUGGAGUGGGCUGAAUACCCAGAGCUGGGUGUAAUUGCAGAUAUGUUUGCUACUACAUUGGAAGAUUUUUGUGAUAGUAAGAUGUCAGUGUUAACAUUGCAACAUUGUAGACUAGUUUCUAGAUAUUAACUAUAAAUUUUUCACCAAGAGUUCAUUCAGUAAUUUUUGAGCAAUUAAAUGUUCAGUUGGAAAUCCAAAAGCCAAAAAAAAUGCUUAUUUUUAGAAUUUUGUCUAUAAGUUUAAAUCACUGGAGAUUGAUUUAAGCUCCUAAA